Drosophila eugracilis is the source of this 4414-nucleotide messenger RNA. RefSeq lists its product as uncharacterized. The coding region runs from base 743 to 2335 and encodes 530 amino acids. Lineage: Eukaryota; Metazoa; Arthropoda; Insecta; Diptera; Drosophilidae. The transcript has 4 exons. The record is from RefSeq and is a predicted model, not a curated record. Gene Ontology annotation, cellular component: cytoplasm.
UGGCCACACUGGUACACAUUAGUUUUUUGUUUAUGUUGGGACGUCGGAAAAAUCGGCUGUUUUUCCCGUGUGUCCGUCUGCCAUGAAAAGCUGCUAAAAAGCUAAAUAUAAAAAUCAGCGCAGCGCAUACGUUUGGCUGGCUGCAUUGUUUUCCCAUUUUAAUGGGAAAUUAUGUGAGUGCGAGUCAGAAAAACGCAUCUUGUGUGUAUAUGUAUAUAAGUAUGUAACUGCGCCCGUUUGUUUGUGUGUGUUUUGUGUGCAUGGUGCAAUGGAAAAGUGAUUAUUAUAAAUGAAAAUCGGUGAAAUGUCAAACAACUCCCACUUGUACGUGUGUAAGGCAGAAGGGUGUUUUGCAUUUGUGUGUGUGCCAGAUAAAAGACUUUGAAAUUUCUGGAGGAUAUUAGUGUCAACAGGGGGGAUAUAAUACGCAAUAGCCCCUAAUAUGCAGGCAAGUCCAUUAAUUACGCGAAAGGUCAAAAGUUAGGCACGCAGCCAGGAUCCAAGGAGCAAAUAAUAAUGUUGUAAGAAGACGGCAAACCCGUAAGAGCGAUAGAGAGAGCAGGUGUUUUGGUGUGAGUGCGUGGUAGAACAAAGAGGACGAAAAACACGGCCGCAAGACAAAUUCGCCGUAAGGCGAAUUCAAGCGUAAACCAGAAACUGAAAGAAAGAAAAACAAAAAAGGAUAUUUUAUAGAAACUGAUUUAUCUAAAGACUGCUACAUUGCUACAUAAAAUCCAACGCCAUGUCUGCGGCUGAACUAGAGGCAGAGUCUACUGCCCAGGAGCAGCAGCCCCAACAACAACAGCAGACGCACGGCAAUGAAGCAAAUACAAACACUGCCAUCGAUGAAAAUGCAACCACAACAAAUAGCUACAACAAUAAUUUGGAUAUGGAAACCCAGCUACAGAUGCACCAGGAUCCGCAACAACAGGAGAUCGAGGGCAAUAGCAACAAUGGAAUCACAGGACUCGGUAUUAGCCUGAUGAACUCUUCACCACCGCCGCACAGUUACCGGCAUUCGCGGGCCUAUCGCCACUUCAAGAACCCGCCGCAACCCCACAUGUGCAUCCGCACCACCACGGAAUCCGGCGAAGAACUGUUCAUCAAUGUCCUCAGCUGGACCCGCAUUGUGAUACCACAGGAGCCUAGCGAUCCCAUUCCCCUCUACGGCGGCAUGCGGGUACCGCCUGGUAGUCCACGCAGUCCCCCAAUUGUUUUUGCUGUAAUGGCUAAUCCGGAGGUUCUUAAGGAUUCAGGUCGUCACAGCAAAGAUCCCGAAGAGCGACGAGCCAUGGUUGAGCUUAUGUGCGAUUUUGUGGAGGCUAUGAACCCAGGCGUGAAACUAGUCAGAAACGCCGUAAUACUCAAGGAUCGCGACAUCUCAGGCGAGCUAAAGGACGUGUGGAAUGCCGUGCAGGCGCAGCGUGAUCGUGAACGGGAAGAACAGAUGAUACAACAGCGCCAGCAGCAGCAUUUCCAGAACGUCACCACGCAGCAAAUGUUCCCCAAAUCGCCAGAUGCAGCGCGGGCAGCUAGUGCUGGUGCUGCAAUGAACGACAUCAACUCGCUACCAGCUCAGCUAUCUGAACCGCUCUUAGCAGAGCAUGGAAACGGCAAUGGAAACGGAAAUGGCAAUGGUAUCACUCUGGCUGUGUUUGCCCAGCAACUGGACAACAAAGUGGCCAGUGAGCAAACGGAACAGCAGGCGGAACAAUCAUCAUUGGAGGAAGCUUGCGUGGAUCAAACGGAUGCGGGUAACUCGUCGAAUGGAUCAGCAACUGUGUUGGACAAUCAGAUGAUGGCGGUAGAGGCUGAACCCGAGGUAAAAGUUGCUCCCACGGCCGUUACCAAUGGUUCCAGCACGCCUGCAUCCAGCAACUCAAAUGCCACAGCAACAGCCACAUCCACUCCCAGUCCAACUCCAGCCCCCAUUGUUGCUCCCGUUGUCACACCAACUCCUCCACCUGCUGCCCCCGCCAAGAAGGAGAAACUUGGAGGCUUCUUGCCCAACGGCUGUAUCUUCCCGCGCUUCAAGAACAACAAGCACAAGGACAAGGACAGCAGUCACAAAGAGGGUAAGAGCAAAGAGAAGACAUUGCUCAAUGCGCUGAAGAAGAGCAAAGAAAAGAAAGUGGCGCCCAGUGAGCAGCCGACAGAGAAGGCUACCGCCUCGGACAAUGGAACCACGCAGUACGAGAAAAACUGCAUCAACAAUCUGGAAUGUGAGGUGCAGAAAUUGGAUCUGAACAGCGGUAGUAAUGGUGACAACAGCAUGUUUAUCAAGCUGAAAGUUUCGUCAGCCAAUACCACAGCAGCGGCAGCGGCGGCAAAGUAGAGAUAAUCCUGAAUUUACAGACACACAAAAAUCUCGUAGGUAAGUGGAGGAGUUAGGACGAACGAGAGUAGGAGGCGGCACUAAACCAGUGAACAGAGUCACUGGGUCUGCACUUAGGGCUUAGAGUCGUGGAUAGAGUCGUGUAGCUUAUACAAGAUUUAUAUAUACAGAAUAUAUAUACACUCACACACCCGUUUACACCGUUGGUCAAUUUUUUGGAUAGCCACUCAGAACCAGGACUAGAUGAACUAACAGUUGUGCCAUGCUCCAGCUCAUAGACAUUUAUAGACGACAGCGCUUCUCCCAGGAUCUUCCCCGGCAUUUAACUGACUAAAUGAUAAACGUAUUUACAUAGUUCAAUAUAUGUAUGAUUCGCAUACAGUUUGCCUUAUAUACAACAAGCCCAAGAGAGCGACAAGAACCUAGCAAGAACCAGUUGAUAAAACACGUAAAUUAAUGUAUUAAACAAAUAAUCGUCGAAUGAAACUCAUGCGCCAAACGAACAUCCCAGCACUCAACCACACAUCUUAGACUAACUACUAGCUCCAUUCCCAAACAAAGGUCUUAUCACUUCAUCGUUAACCACCUACCCACCAGACAUUUCCCCAAUCCAUAUCCAUAUAUCCAUGCAAAAGUAUUAAGAAAACAUCGCAGAUCCAAGUUUCCUAACCAUGGAUCAAAUGAUCUCCAAGCUUUGAAGUUGAGGGGCAGUACAACGGUAGGGGAGAGUUUUAAAACCGGCUCUAUAGUGCCACAACUAACUUAUGUACCUUAGUAUACCCGAAUGCGAAAAUCAGUAUACAGAUCCGCAAUGUCGCUAUUAUAUUUUAUUUUUUAAAGUUUAACUUUUAGUUCCUCCUAUUUAGAAUCGAAAGAAGGAACUUCUCCUUCUACUUUUAUUUCUGUGCGUGCUUGUUGUGUUGUAAUUGAUACUGUUGGAAUGUUUAACCUUUUAACCUGUGUUUAUUCUUUGUGCUAACCCGAUCCCUCCUCAACUUCAAACAAAAACCACUCACGAAUCAUCUAUUAUAGAGAGUAAACCACUAGAAUUCGAAUAAUAUAUUCGGGAAACUCCACUUAACAAAAAAAAAAAAGGGAAAACAAAAUGUUUCAACUGCAAUAUCGGACUGAACAAUGCUGCCAUAUAAAAGUAUACACAUGUAAUGACUUUGUAUAUAAAGUUAGCUACAUAUUUCCAUUAAAAAAAAACAAACGAAAUUUCAAUUGUGAUUCAAUCGAAAAUCUAAUUUUGUUUCCACAUCGAAGAAUUUUUAGUGAAGUGAACUCAAAACAAAUACACGACGUAUACCGAAUAAAAUAUAAUUUUGUUUGCUAGGAAAACCUCAAAUGACCGGUAAUCCCAACAAGAAGGAAGUUUUCUUUUUGUUUAUACAUUUAUUUCGUUUAAGGUGCCAUACAGAGAGAUUGUAUGAGAAUUAAUCAAAAUUGAUUGUAUCCAAUUGGUAUUAUACUUAAGCCCAGAGUUUCCUUAAUUUUGAGUUGGAUUGAGUACCCCCCGAAAACCCUAAAGUCUAUAUAUGCUAGUUUUUAACUGGUUGUAAAUGAGAAAUGCUCGUGUAAAAUUAGUAUUAAAUUAAAGCACGAACACCCAACAACAGAAACAGCAACAAAACACAACACUAUAAUUACAAAUUAAACUAGUUUAAGAUUCAAGUCUUCUAAGCGAAGAGCAAAAAGCAAUAAUUUUACUUGAAAAGAGAAACCGAACGGGCAAGAAAAAUUAUAAUGAAAAUGCGUGUGGCGAGUUAAUAGCAAUAGGGGUAACAUGGGAAAACUCUAGAAAUUUUCAUUGACUCUAAAAAAAUAUCCUUGAUUAUUUCAUAAAUUUUAACUUAGUAACUAUUUUGCUUACUAAUUUUACGAGAAAGAUUUUAUACUUAUUGGAUUAUAGUAGACUUUGAAAUAUCUAGAGUUUUCUUGGAAUUCCCCGGAAAAACUUCUACAACAAAAAAAAGGAAAGAAACAAACUUCUGCGAAUGAAAAGCCAAUACACAAAAAACACACAUUUUUAUAUGUAUAUGUAUGUAAUAAUAAAAGAUCGUAUUUGACAAAAGUGUA